Molecule: messenger RNA, 567 nt
Organism: Mesorhabditis spiculigera
Lineage: Eukaryota; Metazoa; Nematoda; Chromadorea; Rhabditida; Rhabditidae
Source: the annotation of a GenBank genome assembly
AUGAUUGAGGGAAUCUUCUUCUACCCAACACUCGGCUACAACCUCCUCCGCAACCUGUUGCAGCAAGAGAACUGGAGCUGGUACAGUCAAGUCGACGAGGGGCUGAUCCUGGGCGCCAUGCCGUUCAAGUCAAUGAAGGAAGAGCUCAUUGAGAAAGGCGUCGGCGGUGUCGUCUGCUGCACCGAGUCGUACGAGCUAGUGGCGGCAUGGAGCGGGAUGACGGAGGAGGACUGGAAGGCCGUCGGCGUCGAAUUCUACCACAUCCCCAUGACUGACUUCGUCGGAGCCGCCGACCCUGCCGAGAUGCAAAAGGCCGUUGCCUUCAUCAACAAGAUCAACAAGGAGGGCAAGUCCGUCUACGUGCAUUGCAAGGCCGGCCGCACCCGCUCGGCUACCGUCACGACGUGUCACCUCAUGCAGAAGAUGGACCUUGGCCCCAACGAGGCCUUCGAGUUCUUGAAGAAGCAGCGGAGACAGGUCUCGCUCGGCAGCUGGCAAUGGCAGACGGUGGAGGAGUACAGGCGGUACCUCGACGCGAAUCGCCAUCUCAUCACCACCGCCGAGUCC